Messenger RNA from Durio zibethinus, 7321 nucleotides. RefSeq names its product E3 ubiquitin-protein ligase PRT6-like. Gene Ontology annotation, molecular function: zinc ion binding; ubiquitin protein ligase activity. Gene Ontology annotation, cellular component: cytoplasm; ubiquitin ligase complex. Lineage: Eukaryota; Viridiplantae; Streptophyta; Magnoliopsida; Malvales; Malvaceae. The record is from RefSeq and is a predicted model, not a curated record. Gene Ontology annotation, biological process: protein ubiquitination; ubiquitin-dependent protein catabolic process via the N-end rule pathway.
UAUCUAUCAAGCUCUUGAGGUUAUUAUCCAAACAGAGAACAACAAGAACACGCUAUCCUUCCAAAGAUUAUUCCAGAAAAUCUUGUGCCACCGCCAUAUCAAACUUAAAUGAGAGAAAGUUAAGCCAGGGGUGAGAGAGAUGUAUUUAUUUAUAUAUAUUAAAAAUUAUAACAAUUGAAAGGAACCGAAGGGCCAGUUUGGUUCAUUGCACCACCGAUAGUGAACGAGUUGUGAGAUGACUGGGAGUUGUGAGAUGACUGGGAAUUGGGAAUGAUUCAGGACUUGUGAAAUCAGGCGUUUUCUUUGGAAAUUUUCAAAUUUGAUCAAAAUCAUAGAAGUAAACCUGGGGAGUGAAGAAGGCUCCAGAUUAGGGCCGUGUUUGUCUUGCGCCGAUUGGUUGCUUCGUUUUUGCCAUUUAAUUUUCCGUCAUAAAAUGGAAUCGCCUACCGACUCUUCGCCGAUUAGGCCCCGUGAUCGAGUCGUACGGAGGCUAGCUGCUUUAGGGAUUCCAAUGGAGUACCUCGACAGGCAUUAUGAGGGGAUAGUUGAUUUUGUUAUGGAUAAUCGAUUAUUGUUGCCUGAGGUAGUUUUGGCAAUCUUACCUACGAAUGGGGAAGUGGCAGAAUCUUUUCAAGAUGCUAGGUCAAGUUCUAAGUCAUUGAUGUCUCUAACUAUGAAAAAUCGGUUUCGUGAGAGUAUGGUUGGGUUGCAGUGGCUGAUGUUUCAGGGUGAGCCGAUGAAUGCUUUGAAAAACCUGGCACAAUUGAGUAUCAGUCAACGUGGUGUUUGUGGUGCGGUUUGGGGAUUAAAUGAUGUUGCAUAUACAUGCCGGACGUGUGAGCAUGAUCCGACUUGUGCUAUUUGUGUUACUUGUUUCCAGAAUGGGAAUCAUAAGGAUCAUGAUUAUUCCAUUAUUUAUACAGGUGGUGGUUGCUGUGAUUGUGGGGAUGAAACGGCAUGGAAACGUGAGGGGUUUUGCUCGAAGCAUAAGGGUUCUGAACAGAUUCAACCACUUCCUGAGAACUAUGCAAAUUCUGUUGGGCCAGUGCUUGAUGCACUCUUUAUUUGUUGGAAAAACAAGCUGUUCGCAGCAGAAGGUUUCUUUCAAGAAAAUAUGAGAGCAAGUGAUCGUGGUGCUGGGCAGAGGAAGGUUGCAAAUGAGCUAACACAUGUGGUUGUUGAGAUGCUCUUAGAAUUUUGCAAGUAUAGUGAGAGUUUGCUCAGUUUUGUGUCUAGGAGGGUGAUUUCUUUAGGUGGUUUAUUGGAUAUUCUGGUUAGAGCAGAGAGGUUCUUAGGCGAUGGUGUUACGAAGAAACUCCAUGAAAUGCUGCUGAGAUUGCUGGCAGAGCCUAUCUUCAAAAAUGAAUUUUCUAAAGUAUUUUCAAGUUAUUACCCUACCGUUAUAAAUGAAGCCAUAAAAGAGGGAAGUGACAACAUUCUCAACAAUAAAUAUCCACUAAUCUCAACUUUCUCUGUCCAAAUCUUCACAGUGCCAACCCUAACUCCUCGUCUUGUGAAGGAGAUGAACCUAUUGGACAUGCUACUGAAAUGCUUGGGAGACAUUUUUCUUUCUUGUGCUCGGGAGGAUGGCCGUUUGCAGGCUGUUAAGUGGGGAAGUUUGUUUGACACCACUGACCGUGUGAUUGGAGAUAUUCAGUUUGUUAUGAGCCAUGAUGUAGUCUCCAAAUAUGCAACCCAUGAGCAGCAGGACAUCUCAAGAAGGUGGCUAAAGCUUUUGGCUUUUGUGCAAGGAAUGAACCCUAUAAAGAGGGAAACUGGCCUACAUAUUGAAGAAGAAAAUGAGUCUAUGCAUUUGCUUUUUGUUUUAGACCGUUCUAUUGCCAAUCUUCACUCCCUUUUGGUAGAUGGGGCAUUUUCUGUUGCCUCAAGUGAAGGGGCAAAUAUUUUUUCUUAUACUUAUAAGCAAGAUGUGGAUGAUGGAGAUAGCAUGAGGCAUGCAAAAGUAGGAAGGCUAUCCCAAGAGAGUUCUGUUUGUAGUGUAACAGAAAGGAGUGUGUCAAAGGUUACCGAAGUUGGAUAUGAUUCCGUAUAUUAUCUUUUAAUUCCUUCCUCUGUCAUCUGGUUGAUACAGGAGUGCUUAAGGGCUAUGGAGACUUGGUUUGAAGUUGAUGACGGUACCUCUGCAGUUCUUCAGAGUAUAUCUUCUCCAAAUAAUAGUGGCAUUUCUAAUAGAAAAUUUUUAGCUAUAAAGAAAACAUUAUAUAAAAUUAGGAAUGGCAAAUAUUUUGAUAAACUAACUGGUUCAAGUGAAAAUCAGAGCUCACAAUCUUCUUCACCUGUAUAUAGUGGCCAUCAAGCAAGUGAUGACAUGGAGAUUGUCAAAAAUAUAGGCUCAGACGGUAAAAGCUCUUCAGCUGAAAUUGAUCCAGUUGCAUGCUGUUGUAUGGGUUUGGAUGUCAGUGCCAUGGAGACAGACAGUGGCCCAGGACUAGCUACUCUACGUGUUUUGAGUUUUUAUGAAUGGCCUGAUAUUAUUUAUGAUGUUAGUUCGCAAGAGAUAUCUGUUCACAUUCCAUUACAUCGAUUACUUUCCUUGCUUCUGCAGAAGGCAUUAAGAAUGUGUUAUGAUGAAUCUGUAAUGGCAAAUAUAACAAAUGCUUGUUCGGCAAGUUCAUUACCAGCAAUUUAUGCAGAUUUCUUUGGCCAUGUCCUUAGGGGCUGCCAUCCUUUUGGGUUCUCUGCCUCUGUUAUGGAGCAUCCCUUACGGAUUAGGGUAUUUUGUGCUCAAGUUAUUGCUGGGAUGUGGAGGAAGAAUGGGGAUGCUGCCAUCGUAUCUUGUGAGUGGUAUCGCUCUAUCCGCUGGUCUGAACAAGUUUUGGAGCUUGAUUUAUUUUUGCUGCAGUGCUGUGCUGCACUAGCUCCUCCUGAUCUCUAUGUCAAGAGAAUUCUAGAGCGCUUUGGUCUAUUAGACUACCUUUCUCUAAGUCUUGAAAGAUCAAAUGAGUACGAGCCAGUUCUCGUUCAGGAAAUGCUCACUUUAAUCAUGCAAAUUUUACAAGAAAGGCGAUUCUGUGGACGCAAUACAGCUGACAGUCUGAAAAGAGAGUUGAUUUAUAAGUUAGCGAUUGGGGAUGCCACUCAUAGUGAACUAGUGAAAUCUUUACCUCGCGAGCUUUCUAAGCUUGACCAGCUUCAAGAAAUUUUAGAUAGGGUUGCUGUAUACUCUAGUCCAUCGGGCUUUAAUCAGGGAAUGUAUUCAUUGCGAUGGGCGUAUUGGAAGGAGCUGGAUUUGUACCACCCUCGUUGGAACUCGAGGGAUUUGCAAGUUGCAGAAGAAAGAUACUUGCGUUUCUGUGGUGUCUCUGCAAUGACUACUCAGCUGCCUAGGUGGACAAAAAUAUAUUCUCCUCUCGAGGGAAUCGCUAGAAUCGCUACAUGCCAAGUGACACUUCAGAUUAUUCAUGCAGUGUUAUUUUAUGCUGUUUUCACCAAUAAAUUUACUGAAUCACGGGCUCCUGAUGGUACCCUUAUGACAGCAUUGCACUUACUUUCAUUAGCAUUAGACAUUUAUUUGCAGCAGAAUGGAUCUAGUGGUGUGGAACAUCAUAUUGGAGACUCAAAUUAUUUGCUAACUUUUGCUGGUGAAGAAAUUACUGAAUCAUUAAACCAUGCUGCUGGCAAACAGAGUUUGUUAUCACUUCUUGUUGCAUUAAUGAGAAUGCAUUGGCAAGAGAACCACAACAGCUAUAUGGGAUCCAGCAACUGCAGUUUUUCUCCUCUGAUUGAAAGUUUAUUGAAGAAGUUUGCUGAAGUUGAUUCCCAGUGCAUGACCAAACUGCAACAACUUGCACCUGAAGUGGUCAGCCAUCUGCCAAAAUCUACUCCUAAUAGUGAUAGGAGUGCAUCUGGUUCAGCUUCUGAUAGUGAGAUGAGCAAGGCAAAAGCUCGCGAAAGACAAGCUGCCAUAUUGGCUAAAAUGAAAGCAGAGCAAUCCAAAUUUUUGUCAAGCAUCACUUCCAUUGCUGAUGACGAUUUGAAGUCCGAAGCAGAAAUGUCUAAUUCUGACACUGAACAUAAAGCAGAAGGCGCUAUGCAACAGAGUUGCUCUCUUUGCCAUGAUCCUACUUCCAAAAAUCCUGUUUCUUUCUUGAUUCUUCUCCAAAAAUCUAGGCUUUUGAGCUUCGUUGAUAGAGGUCCCUCAUCAUGGGAUCAAUGUUCAGACAAGGAGCAAGGUUCUAUUUCCACAAAUAGGGUGACCGAUCAGUCUGGAUCGAAUGCCUCUUCCAGCAGCUCAGGAUUGGCUUCUCAGAUGGUGCAGUUGACUGAUAAUCCAGUUGUUGAGUCUACCAAUAAUGGGCAAGGGCAGCGCAGUGAAGUAAAUGUCAUUCUUGAGUUUGUCAAGUCUCAGUUUCCUUCGGUGAGGAGCAUUCAAGCACCUUUCACAGCUAGUGAUGUGAGGGACAGUACUGUCUAUAAUUUGGAGACACUGGAAGAAGAUAUGUACAUAUGUAUUCAUAAAGAAAUGUGUGAUACUUUGUUAAGCUCAAGCUCUAAAAAGGAUGAUGUAUCCUCUGCUACUGAAAGUUCUCCAGAAAGCAGCAGGGAUGCUGGAAAAUAUGUUGUUGCACUUUCAAGUGAGACAAGUGAAAACUCUUUGGGUACUGAAAACACUGAUGGUGAUAGAGAGUUGACAGAAUCUGCCUCACAGCCUCUUGUUGAUGAUGGAUUUGGCCUGUUAGAUUAUGAUGGAUGUGGCCUGUUAGAUUAUGAUGGAAUUUAUCUUUCUUCCUGUGGGCAUGCUGUACAUCAGGAUUGUCUUGAGCGCUAUUUAUCAUCUCUGAAGGAAAGAAAUGUCCGAAGAAGUUUCUUUGAGGGGGCACAUAUUGUGGAUCCUGAUCAGGGAGAGUUUCUUUGUCCUGUGUGUCGUCGACUAGCAAAUUCUGUCUUGCCUGCAGUGAAUGGGACUUUCCAAAAGGCUGGAAGGCAGCCUAUGACUUCAACUGUUGAUCAUGUGCCUGCUUUAGGUCCUCCAUCUGUACCAAACAAAGAAAUCUGUUCCCUUCUGCUUCAGCAAGGUUUAUCUCUUCUAAAAACUGCUGCGAAGGUGGUUUGGAGGCCUGAUUUCUUUGAAGCUCUUUCUCUUCAAAGAAAAGAAAGAACAAGUUGGGAUCUGGAACCUAUAUCUCGUGUGCUGUCUAAAAUGUAUUUUUCAAAAAAGCAGGAUAGGUUCUUAGGAUCUUCAAGGUUAAGCCACCCAAUAAUUUUAUGGGAUACUCUUAAUUAUUCUCUUAUGUCAACAGAAAUUGCUUCUCGCAGUGGAAAGACUUCUAUGGCCACAAAUUCUACUCUUACUUCUUUGUAUAAAGAAUUUAAACCUUCUAGUGAAUUUAUAUUUUCCUUAUUGCUAAGAGUUGUCCAGAACCUGAGCAGUACAAAUUCUCUUCAUGCUCUUCAAAGAUUUAGAGGUCUUCAACUGUUUGCAGAUUCUAUUUGCUCUGGGGUUUCCUUUGAUUACCACGGCACCAGACAUAAACAAGAAGACCAUCUCCUUCGAAUCUUUAAACAUGAUGAUAAGGAAGCAUUUUAUCCUGAUAUUCAAUUUUGGAAUCGUGCAUCUGAUCCUGUUCUUGCUCGUGACCCUUUCUCAUCAUUGAUGUGGCUUCUCUUCUGUCUUCCUUGCCCAUUUAUCUCAUGUGAGGAGUCCCUGUUAUCCCUUGUGCAUAUCUUCUAUGUUGUCUCUGUGGUUCAGGCUUUAAUUAUAUGUUGUCGGGGACAUGGUUAUAACAUCAAUGAGUUAGCUUCCCAUCAUAACCUAAUUACUGAUAUCUAUGGCAUUCUUGGAGGAUCUGAUUUAGCUAGCUGGUAUUUUGUAUCAAAUGAUGUCAAGCAUUCUUGUGAUAUUAAAGAUAUGAUUCGAAGAUUGAGUUUUCCUUACUUGCGGAGAUGUGCAUUGUUGUGGAAAUUGCUUAAGUCUUCCGUCCCAGCACCAUUCUUUGAUAGGGAUGAUGUGUGGGAGUCUUCUAAUGUGACAACUGAUAUGAUGGAUACAACUGAAAGUACUUCAGUGGAGCUCAAUGAAGUACAAGAACUAGAGAAGAUGUUUAAGAUUCCUCCUAUAGAUGUUGUUCUUGAGGAUGAAGUCUCACGAUCUUUUGCAUUAAAAUGGUUUCGUCACUUCCACAAGGUAUAUGAAGCCUGUAGUUUCCAAAAUGUUUUCUACUGCAAUCCUGCAAUUCCAUUUAAGUUGAUGAGCCUGCCUCAUGUUUAUCAAGACCUUUUGCAAAGGUAUAUAAAGCAGUGUUGCCCUGACUGCAAAGCUGGGCUUGAUGAGCCUGCAUUAUGCUUGUUGUGUGGUAGAUUAUGUUCACGAAGUUGGAAUCCAUGCUGCAGGGAGAGUGGAUGCACAGCUCAUGCAAUGACCUGUGGUGCUGGUAUUGGUGUAUUUCUGUUGAUAAGGAGAACAACAAUCUUGCUACAAAGAUGUGCACGUCAAGCCCCUUGGCCUUCUCCAUAUUUGGAUGCAUUUGGUGAAGAGGAUAUUGAAAUGCUAAGAGGAAAACCACUGUACCUGAAUGAGGAACGCUAUGCUGCUCUAACUUACAUGGUUGCUUCUCAUGGCCUUGAUCAGAGUUCAAAGGUUCUCGGCCAAACUACCAUUGGUACCUUCUUCAUGGUUUAGUUUGGUUUCAUGAUCAAGGUGGUGAUGCAUUUGAAUUGGACUAGAAAAUGAAUCUACAAAACUGAAGGUUGCCAGUAUCCAUAAAUUAUUGUGCAAACCUAGUCAGGGAUCUUGGAUUUUGAAGUUGGCAUAUGUGACCAUUAUGGCUGGACAUACAGGUAGUGAGACAGGUAUGGGUUAAGUUACUAGAAGCCAUCAAGGGUUGAUUUCAUGUCUCAACCAAUUUCUUUGCUUUUCUUUUUUGGUAUGGCGGAUUUUGCUAUUCUCUUCCGUGUUUCGUAUGCUAUGGAUUUACAGUUAGAUUGAAGAACCCGUUGCACAGAGCCUCAAGCCUUUGACCCACGCAUCUUCAGUUGAUCAGCUUGUGGCAUUCAGCUUGAUUUUUUCUGGACUUUUGUUUUUCUCAUUCUUUUCUUUCCUUUGUUCGCUAGGGUUGGGGUUUCAUGAGCGUCCAUUUUCAUCUCGGGAAAGUGGAGCAACUAUAUAUAGUCUUUAAUGUAAAGCGUUUAAAUCUCUCAUUUUUAUGGGCAUGUAAAUAGUUGGAACAUUUUCAACGGGCAGCAGCUCUUCCAUUAAUGUUUCUGGUUAAAUCGAUGGCUACAACUGAACCAUAACAGUUCACACGUAGUAUGACCCAUGGAGCUCAAUUUCUCUUGAUGUAAGGAAUUUUAGUUUCAAUUC